UCAUUAUUUCCCCAAAAAAAAUAAAAAAUAAAAAGUAGAAAACUUUCUGCCUCAUUUUCCCACUGACCCGCUUCUUUUGCCUUAGUUGUGUAUCCUUUACACUGAUUUCAUUAUUUUUCAUAUCUCUUCCACUUGGUUUCCCUCCUUUUAACCCUUUCACACCCUUUCUUUGACCAAUCUCUUUCUCUCUCUAUUUAAACCCAUCCUAUAAAUUACUUCUUCUUGUCUCUGACUCUUUGUGUGUCUCAAAUAUUCAGUGAGCUUUUGGGAUUUCUGUGUGUUUUUGUGAAAGAUGGAGAAUCAGAAAGGAAGUAAUGAUGGUAAAAUAGAUGGGUUGGAAAGCAGAGGGAGGGAAGUGAUGGUGGCAAACCAGAGAACAACUGGGACUUGUGAGUCACUUCUAAGGAUUUUAGCCUUGGCACUAACUUUGGCAGCUGCUAUAGUUCUUGGGGUUAAUAAGCAAAGCAAAGUUGUUCCAAUUAAGCUUGUGGAAGGUCUUCCACCUCUUAAUGUUUCAGUCCCUGCAAAGUGGCAUUACUUGUCUGCCUUUGUGUACUUUGUGGUGGUUAAUGCAGUAGCAAGUGCAUAUGCAGCAGUUUCACUAGUUCUUUCACUUGCAAACCGUGGAGGAAAAAGCAGCUCAUCAUCAUCAAGGUUGGUGGUGAUCUUCCUUGAUGUGAUAAUGGUGUCGUUGCUCUUCUCGAGUAUCGGAGCUGCAGGUGCUAUAGGACUCAUGGGGCGUGAAGGAAACAAACAUGUGCAAUGGAAGAAAGUCUGCAACACAUUUGGAAAGUUUUGUGGGCAAGCAGCAGUUGCAGUUAUACUGUCGUUGUUGGGAUCAAUUGCAUUUGUGUUCCUUGUUAUGCUUUCAGCUAGGUCACUUCACAAGAAAAUUACCAAGUAGUAAAAAAUAGAUAGAUAAAAAUGAUCUACUCUUCUUGUCUUACAAAAUCCCUGUAGAACAACUUUUUCACUUUUCUUACUCUGUUCUGGUUCUGUUUUGGUGAACUGCUUCAGUAAAUGUCAAGUAGGGUUUCCUUUCAGAAGUCGGUUGUGGUUGAUUUUCUUUUGUUGCUUAUUCAUUUAUGUAGAAAUUUGGGUAUCAUGAAUGUUUAAAAGUUUCUUAUUGGUUUUA
Messenger RNA from Ziziphus jujuba (common jujube), 1135 nucleotides. RefSeq names its product CASP-like protein 1E1. The record is from RefSeq and is a predicted model, not a curated record. NCBI's taxonomy places the organism in Eukaryota, Viridiplantae, Streptophyta, Magnoliopsida, Rosales, Rhamnaceae. Bases 293 to 904 code for a protein of 203 amino acids. The transcript is spliced from 2 exons.